Molecule: messenger RNA, 6893 nt
Organism: Pectinophora gossypiella (pink bollworm)
Lineage: Eukaryota; Metazoa; Arthropoda; Insecta; Lepidoptera; Gelechiidae
Product: PHD and RING finger domain-containing protein 1
Exons: 9
Coding region: 245-6454 (2069 amino acids)
Source: RefSeq, a predicted model, not a curated record
CCGACUGUCUAUUCAAAGCGGCUUUCUGUCAAAAUAACUAGAAUAAUUAGAAUUACGCGUAUGCUAUAAAUGCAUCAUUAGUUUAUUUCAAAUGUAGUAUUUUAUAUGUUAGACCUAAUGAAUUUGUUUAACAGCGUCUCGGAUGUUGUAAAUCCCGUUCAGCAAAGGUCAUUUACACCUUUGCAGUUUGCUUCGUGUCGUGCAUAUUGAGGCUCGGCCGAGGACGUGCUGCUUACGGCUCACCAUGAGCGAAGAAGGAAGCGAUGGGUCGCCACCGCGACCCGUGAGACGUAAAAUCCAUUCAGUGGUACUGAUGUCGUCUUCAGAGUCCGAGAGCGACGAGAGCAUCGUCGCAGUGUCGACACGUAGAAAGAGGAUGAGGGUAAUUAGUGACGACGGCGCGAGCAGCAGCGGCAGCUCGGUGGUGCUAGGGGGCUCGCGACGCCGCACGCUGCCCGCGCUGCGGGACUCGGACACCGACAGCGACACGUCGGGCUGGGCCACCGACCACUCGGACGCUGCAAAGCCCACGGUCGCGCCUCUCCCCUUGAAGCCAAGCUCUGGGUUUGCAUCGGACAGCUCGGAGGGAAAUUCGGACAAAUGUUCUAUCUGUUUGUUAAGAUUUAAAGAACAAGAGGUGGGCACACCUCAAAAUUGUGAACAUAUAUUCUGCCUGGACUGUAUUACAGAGUGGUCUAAGAAUGUGAACACUUGUCCAGUGGACAGAAUAACAUUCAAUUCUAUUGUGGUGAGAGUAUGUGCAGGUGGUCGUGUGUUGCGUACUGAGCCUGUGGUAGUGCAACGCCGCCCCUCCGUGGAGAUGAUGGUGGUGGAGGACCCUACUGCCUGUGAGAUAUGUGGGGAUACAGACAGUGAAGAGACAAUGUUGCUGUGUGAUAGGUGUGACCUUGGUUACCACAUGGACUGCCUUUCCCCACCACUCACUCAGGUGCCUUUGGACCACUGGCUCUGUCCACGCUGUCAUAGCAUUCAUGAUACAUUCACGGAUCUCCCUUUGGAGGAGCUAGAGGACCUGUUCAAUGAUGUCGCAGACAUGGAGCUGCCCCAAGGCCCUCGACCCGUUCCUCUGCGGGAAGUUCCUCGUAACGUCAGGAGAUCCGCUAGAAACCAGGUGGCCGAACCAUCAUCCUCGAGCGCUCACAGAUUAAGUAGCAAUUCAGACAUCGGACCUUCAACUUCACAAGGAUCACGAGCAACCACAAUAUCAAGAAGCGGGAGCAAUCGCACAAACACCAGGAAAAGGACCACCGGGACACAUCGCAGGAAGUAUAAGAGGAGGAGAACAAAGACCGUCAUAAUUGAAUAUGAAGUGGAAGAAAAUGGAAAGUUCCCUGUCAGGAAAACUGUGAGAAGGAAGUUGAAGAAAAGAAAGAGUCGCAAGCGCCAGCCGGCGCCGCGCACGGCGGCGCGGCGCUCGCACGUGCGCGGCUGCGUGCGCGCCCGCCUGGCGGCGCUGGCGCCCGCCGCCGCGCCCGUGCCGCUGGCCGGGCGGCGCCAGCGCGCCGGGGUACCCGCGCUCAGCCUGUUCGGCGACGCCCACCGGCUCGACUACUUCUCCGAGGAAGAGCAGGACGCGUCGGAGGGCGCGGCCGUCGCCGUCGCCCGCCGCCCGACGCCGAGCAUCCUCAGUACCUACAGACAGGCGAGAAGAAAGAUGAUCUCGAUCCCGUCCCCGCCGCACGCGAGCGCCGCGCCGGACAUCCUCUCGGGCAUCCUCGAGAGCCAGACGCUGCUGCACUCUAAAAGGUCGAUCGUGUCGAUCUCCGUCGACGGCCAGGUGGACAUCAAGCUCGAGAAGCGGCCGCCGAAGGUUCCGGGCGCGAGGAAGGAGGGCGGCGACGGCGGCGGGCCGCGGGCCGACCCGCUGCGGGCGGCGGGCGGGCCGGCGGGCGCGCGCCAGGUGCCGGCGCACGGCGGGCGCGGCGGCGGCUGGGGCGGCGGCUACCGCGGCCGCGUGCCGCCCGCCGCGCCGCAGCAGCACUACGCGCCCGCGCCCCGCGCGCCGCCCGCGCCCCGCCCCGGCGCCGGCGACGACUACUCCCGCCACGGCCCGCUCCACUACUCGCCGCUCGACGACGCGCCCUACGACAGGUCGCGCAGGCCGCCCGAGAACGGUCGCGGGCAAAACUUUCCGAACCGGCGGCCGGACCGGAACAGGUACGGGAACGGCCCGCCGGACCAGAAUAGGUACGGGAACGCGCCGCCGGAAAUGAACAGGUUCGGCGACGUGCCGCCGGAUCAAAAUCGAUUCGGAAACGGCCCUCCGGAACACAACAGAUAUGGCAACGGUCCGCCGGAGCAAAACAGAUUCGGUAACGGCCCCCCGGAGCAAAACAGAUUCGGUAACGGCCCCCCGGAGCAAAACAGAUUCGGUAACGGCCCCCCGGAGCAAAACAGAUUCGGUAACGGGCCCCCGGAGCAAAACAGAUUCGGAAACGGCCCGCCGCAGCAGAACAGAUUUGGAGCGGAGCAGAAUAGAGGUCCGCAGUCGUGGCGCGCGUACGGCACGCCGGAGCCGCGGCGCUCGGAGCCGUUGACGUCCCCGGCGCCCGGGCCCGCGCGGCACUCGUUCGGCUUCGAAAACCCACUGGACAUGCGCACGGCGCCCCCGGCCGCGCCCCCGCCUUCGACGCAGGCCUCGGCCCCGGUCACUCGCGAGUACGCCCCGCUACCGCGCCCGCCUAUGCCGCCCAUGUUCAAGUACGACAGGCCCGAUCUCGACAAUACGGAAGACGAGGAGAACGACAACUCUGCGCUCGUCAUCGACACGGACAAGUACGACCCGAUGGACCCGACCAACGACGACGACAGCCCAGACGAGGCGGCCGCGCCCGCCGCUGGCGUGACCCCCGCUGUGGACGCGGCCCCCGCGACUACGGCCCCCGCGCCGCUGGGCGCCGGCGGGCUGGCGGCCUCGAGCGCCGCGGCGCCCGCGCUGCUGGGCGCCGGCGGGCUGGCGGCGGGCGUGCUGCAGUCGGCCGUGCGCCAGGUGCUGGCGGAGCACGCGGCCGCCGCAGCCGCCGCGCUCAGCGACACGGACGACGACGGCGACUGCCCCAACUUCGCCAUCUACUCCGCCACCAGCGUGCACAUCGCCAGCGACGCGGCCGGGCCCGCGCCCCCCGCGCCCGCCGCGCCGUCCCCCGGCGACGAGGAGCUGGUGCAGCGAGAGGACACUCCCCCCCCCACCCCCCACCGCCCCGCCGCGCCGCGCCCGCGCGAGGACGAGUACAACGAGAAAGUGUCCAAGAGGUGUCCCAUUACGACGAACACGCGCAACCCUAUUAAGAUAAAGCUCAACACGCCGUCGUUGAUCAAACGGCAGGUGAGCCUCUACGACGAGGAGGACGCGUUGGUGGACGAAACUGGAGAGGAAGCGGAGGAGGUGGCGGAGAAGACGGAAUCCCCGGAUCGCGUGAAGUCGCCGCCCGCGGACCUGACGCCGGAACAAAGCGCCGCAGCCCCGGCUGAGGAGACAGUCGUACCCGAUUCUACUGAAGACACUGAAGAUAAAGAUGCGGACGACGACGACGAUAAGGUGGAAACGGACAGAGACGCCACCCCCGAACUGGAGGACGAGCCGGCGACCCCGGAGAUGGAGGGCGACGCCACGCCGGCGCGGGACGAGCGCCCGGCCCCCGCCGCGGAGGCCGGGGGCGGCGGCGCCGGCGACAGCGACGCCCGGGACGACGACGAGCCGCCCUCCGGCGACGACCGCUCCGACCACGAGCCCGAACUCGCGCUCUCCUCUAAAGACGAUAAAGCGGAAUGCGUCGACGAUGCCAUCGAAAAGAUGACGGAAUCCAUUAGCGAGACCGAGGACGAGAGGAGCUACACGCCCUGCCUCGACGAGAACAAGUCCAAGGACACCUCGCUGGAGACCGAGAAGGAGAAGGGCAUAGAGGGCCUCGACACCGAGAUGAUAUCCGAGGAGGAGGGCAACGACAUGUUCUCGGACGAGGAGCAGAGGCCGCCUUCCGCGUCGGCCUCCGCCCCGCCGCGCCGCGCCGACGACGACAGCAAGCGCAAGAAGAAGAAAGACUCCAAGAAAGAGGGCAAGGACAAGAAAGGCAAAAACAAAAAGGGCGACGUCGCGUUCAAGAAGCUCAGCAAGAACGGCAAGGAGCGGAACUACCGCGACAAGGACAAGAAGAAGGAGCGGCGCGACUCCGCCGACGCGGCCGAGCGCAAGCUGCGGCGCAAGGAGAAGCGCAAGGACCUCGAGCGCUACGACGUGCGCACCGUCGUCACCGAGAAGCGCAAGCGCGUCAAGGACGCCUUCGGCCGCGACGUGUCCCCGCGGCGCUCCGCCUCCGAGCCGGGCUCCGCCUCCCCGCGCUCCGCCUCCCCGCGCCGCCGCCGCCGCAGCCCCGCCGACCGCGCCCGCCGCUCCGUCUCGCCGCGGAGGAAGUCCCUCUCCCCCCGCAGGAGGUCCAUCACCCCGAGGAGAAAGUCGAUCACGCCGCGGAGGAAGUCCAUCUCGCCGCGGAGGACGUCCGUGUCGCCGAGAAGAAAGUCCAUCUCACCGCGAAGGAAAUCGAUAUCGCCGAGGAGAAAGUCGCUGUCUCCGCGGCGCAAGUCCCCGUCCCCGCGGCGGCGCUCCGCGUCGCGCGGCCGCAAGCCGUCGCCGGCGCGGCGCCGCCGCUCGGCGUCCCGCGGCCGCAAGCGGCGCCGCUCGCCCAGCCGCAGCCCCAAGCCCGCCAAGCCCAAGAAGAAGAAGCGCGCGCGCUCCGAGCGGCCCUCGCCGCGCCGCCGCUCGCCGCCGCGCAAGGCGCCCAAGCGGCGCCGCGCCCGCCGCAGCCGCUCCGCCUCGGCCGCCGCGCCCGCCGCCUGGUCGCCCGCGCAGCUGUCGGCGCCGCCCUCGCCGCGCACGCCGCCGCCCGCGCCGCCCGCGCCGCGCCACCACCGCCGCGACCCCGAGCGCCGCCACCGCCGCGGCAAGUCCUCCGGGCCCUCCAAGGAGGUGUUCACGUCCGGCGACAACAUCCUCGUCAGCGUCAGCUUCAAGGACCAGGAGCGCGACCGCGACGCCGGCGAGAAGCGCAAGCGGCGCGAGGCGAAGCGCGACAAGCGGCGGAAACGCCGCCGGCCGACCGCCGCCGCCGCCGAGGUGGAGACGGCCAAGCCGGUGGCCAUCAUCGACCUCGAGCGUUCGCCGUUCCGCGAGAUCACGCCGUCACCCAAGAACGUGAUCGUGCUGAGCGACAGCGACCACGGCGAGGCGGAGGGCGCCCGCGCGGCGGCGGCGGCGGCGGCGCCCGAGGCCCCCGAGCACCACGUGGGCCCCAAGACGCCGCCCGAGCCGGCCGCGCCGCCCGUCAAGUUCUCGCUGCCCGCCAAGCCGGCGCCGGCCGCGCGCGCCGCCAACCCGCUGCGCGACGACGAGCGGCCCGACGAGGCCCGCGGGCCCAGCACGCCGCCCGACUCGCCCGACGCCUACGACCCCUUCGAGCCCACCCGCUCCGCCUCCGCCUCGCCCGCGCCCGCCGCCGCGCCCGCCAGCCCGCCGCGCCCGCACAUCACGCUCGAGGGCGCGCAGAAGACCAACAUGUCCGCCGACGACGUCAUCGACCGCCGCCCGAUCUCGCCGAUCGAGAAGGUGAUGGCGCUGCUGCAGUCCACGCGCGACGUGUCCCCGGAGCCGCCGCCGGGCGACCCGGGCGCGGCGCCGCCCGAGCCGGCCCCGGCGCCGGCGCCCGCCCCCGCGCCCGCCUCGGCGCCCGCCCCCGCCCCCGCGCCCGCGCCCCCCCCGCCGGCGGCGCCGCCGCGCAUCGUGCUGCCGUCGCCGACGCGCUCGCAGCCGCCGAAGCUGUUCCUGGCGAAGCCGUCCCCGAUCAAAUCGAACCCGGUGAAGCCGAUGCAGGCGACCAAGAUCUCGCGGCUGCCGCUGCCCACCGCGCGGCGCGACCUCGACGGGGACGAUUCGCCCUACUCGCCGGGCUCGAGCGACUUCGGCGACUUGUUCGAGCCCCCGGGCUCCGCCCCCACCGGCAAGUCCGGCAAGCGGGACACAUUCGACUCGCUCUUCGACAAGCCCCCCAAGGGACGCAAGAACAAGUCCUCCGCAGCGAAGGUGCCCGUCAAACUUAACCGGAAGAAAGGCAACAAAACACAGGUGGGAGUCAAAAUAGACGAAGACAACCUGAAGAUACUGGAUGACCUGCCCAGCUCCGCGGUCGAGAUGCAAGUCAAGAGCAAAUUCCUCAAAAAGCUGAACCGGCAGGAGCGCGUGGUGGAGGAGGUGAAGCUCGUGCUGAAGCCGCACUACAACAAGAAGCACGUCACCAAGGACGAGUACAAGGAUAUCCUGCGACGCUGCGUGCCCAAGAUCUGUCACAACAAAUCUGGGGAGAUCAACCCGGCCAAGAUCCAGGCGCUUGUGGAGGCCUACGUGAAGAAGAUCCGCAAGAAGCAUAAGCUAGGGCUCGCGUAGCGCGCGCGCGGGGCCGCUCCCUGCGCCCCUUGGCCGCCCCGCGCCGGCGCCACGGAGUCUCCGGCCCUCGCCGCCGCGGUGCCUCCACCCCUCGUGGCCGCGGAGCCUCCGCCCCUCGCCGCCGCCGCCGAGGAGCCUCCGCCCCUCGCCGCCGCCGCCGAGGAGCCUCUGCCCCUCGCCGCCGCCGCCGAGGAGCCUCCGCCCCUCGCCGCCGCCGCCGAGGAGCCUCCGCCCCUCGCCGCCGCCGCCGCGGAGCCUCCGCCCCUCGCCUGCACGCCGCAGCGCGCGCACCCUCCGCCUCGGCCGCCGCCGCACUUAGACCAUUACAGAUGUUCUAUCAGAUUAUUAUAAUUGUAAUUUAUCUACGGACAAUGUAUUUUACUUGAGCGUUUUAUUUAAAUAAUAUAGAUUAAAUCAUGAAUGAUUUAGUGAUUGAGAA